UCUUCCUUUAUAGCCAUCCUACUCGACAUUGCCGUUUCAACACCCACCUCCCAAGACUUGAUGCGGAGAUCAAAGUAGAAAAGGAGGGGAGAAAGGCAGAGGCGAACUUCCAAUUGUGUUCCUCUGUGUGUGGUGUGUGUGUGUCUCCUGAGAGGCAUUUGAUGGGAGGAUGACGAACAGAUUUAGCUCUGCCGGAGCCUUCGUCCCUUCCAUGACGUCCUUUGCUGGGAUGGAGGGCAGCAGCCGAAAGCACUAUACUUGGAAUUGGGAGACCAACUCCCACAACCUCCAAAACCAUGCAUUCUUCCCUUGCACGCCCUUCCUGGAUUCCCCGCCUCCUCUCGUCCCCACGAACAGCUUCCACUUCUUCUCGCCGCCGCCGCCAGAGUACCCGAUAGGACUUGUCAAGAUGGACGACGGUGGCAGCGGCUGCGGCCGAAUCGGGCUAAAUCUAGGCCACAGGACCUACUUCUCGUCCGGUGAUGCACUUGCAAUGGACCGGCUCUUGGCGAGGUCGAGCGGGAUGCACUCGUUGAGCAGCCAUCAGCCGCGGUGCCAGGCCGAGGGGUGCAAGACUGAUCUCUCCGGGGCGAAACACUACCAUCGCCGCCACAAAGUGUGCGAGCUCCACUCCAAGGCCACCGUCGUCGUCGUCGGGGGGUUGCAGCAGCGCUUCUGCCAGCAGUGCAGCAGGUUCCAUGUAUUGGCGGAGUUCGACAAGGCCAAGAGAAGCUGCAGGAAGCGGCUGGCUGACCACAACCGCCGGCGGAGGAAGCCUCAACUCCCACCAACAACCAUCACAUCACCCUCCAAGAAUACCACCACCGACGCCUCUGAGAAGUCCAAACAAGCCCAAAAGACCACCGGAAACAAUGCAGACACCACUUGUCCCACAAGUCUAAGCAACAAGGUUGAGGGACAGCAGUGUCAGAACAGAGGCAAUCUGCUGAGGAAUGCACCGGCUUUAUCUCUCGGAGGUGUUGCAGCAGAAGGAAGUACGGGGUCUCAACAGCCUUUCGUUAAAGUGGCUGAGAAGAAGGUCUCACAUCAGCGGCAGCAAUCUUCCCCCUCCUCCUCCCCUUCACCAUUCAACAAUACCUACUUGCACCACCCCCACCUCUUCAGCUCAGGCUCCCACGAGCCCUCCCAGAUCAGCCUCUUCCACCUCGGGCAGGCAUUGUUUGAGGUGGACUACAUGUGAUCAGCGGGGAAGUCCGGAAGCUGGAUGGAUCAGUUCCUCUUCCUCUCCUCCUCUUCUUACUGUUCUACUGAGAAUAAUGCUCCAGAGAUUUGAACUGCAAACGAUCCUUCUUGUGUUCCUUAACAUCUAUAUAUGCAAUCACACAUGCAUUUCCAACAGGUGAUGAUCAGAGUCUUCGCCUAUAAGUGAAUAGUAUUGUAGAAUUUA
Molecule: messenger RNA, 1408 nt
Organism: Musa acuminata subsp. malaccensis (wild Malaysian banana)
Lineage: Eukaryota; Viridiplantae; Streptophyta; Magnoliopsida; Zingiberales; Musaceae
Product: squamosa promoter-binding-like protein 10
Cellular component (GO): nucleus
Molecular function (GO): DNA binding
Source: RefSeq, a predicted model, not a curated record